Paramuricea clavata is the source of this 2126-nucleotide messenger RNA. Lineage: Eukaryota; Metazoa; Cnidaria; Anthozoa; Malacalcyonacea; Plexauridae. The record is from the annotation of a GenBank genome assembly.
AUGGAUGAGAAAUGCUUUAUGUGGAGUCAUGUGAGACAUUUGAGGUCAAAGGCUAGGAGGGCAACUGCUAUUACAAAGCAAGAUAGGGAGUUCGCGGAGAACCUAGAUUAUAAAGGUAUAGACUUCCCUGUAAAGAUAAGCGAUAUUGAUAAAAUUGAGAGGAAGAACUCAAUAAGCAUAUCAGUGUUCGGUUAUAAGGGCAAAAAGCAGUUUUAUCCUAUCAGGAACUCUAAGACUAAAUAUGAUGAACAUAUGGAGUUGCUGUUGUUAGGUGACAACAACGGUGGUAAUCAUUAUGUCCUAAUAAAGGAUGUAAAUAGAAUGCUCUUCAGUGUCAGCGGUAACUCAAAUAAGAAGCACUUCUGCUUACAUUGCCUUCAUAGUUGCACUAGUGAGGAAACAUUAAAGAAACAUAGUGAGACAUGUGUUAGUGUAAAUGGAACUCAGGCCACGAAGCUUCCCAAUGCUGGUUCAAAAAUAAAGUUCGGUCAUUAUAGAAAUUCAAUGCCUGCUCCAUUUGUAAUCUAUGCUGACUUUGAAUCUAUGCUUGUUCCCGAGGAAAGGAAAGUGGAAUCAGAGGGCACUGAGGAGAAGAGUUCAACAGAGCUUUACCAAACACAUAAAGCUUGCAGUUUUGGGUUGAAGACAGUGUGUCACUAUGAUGAUCAGUACUCAGGUGAAUAUACGAGUUACGUUGGUGAAGAUGCUACAGAGGUCUUCCUGAAGACAGUUCUGAAGGAAUCUAUCAGGUGCCGGGAAAUGGUGAACAAAAUCUUCAAGAAAAAGAUGGUAAUCACACCUGAACAAGAAGCUGAGUUCUGGAUGACAAGAAACUGCUCCAUCUGCGGCUGUGACUUAGGUGAUGAUAGAGUCAGGGACCAUGAUCAUGUAACUGGACUUUACCGCGGAGCUGCUCAUAAUAUGUGUAACUUGAAAUAUAGAAUUACAUGGAAACUUCCAGUGGUCUUCCAUAAUCUAAGAGGUUAUGAUAGUCAUCUGAUAAUGCAGGAGAUUGGUAAGUUUAAGAUGAACAUUAACGUUGUCCCAAAUAACAUGGAGAAAUACAUUUCCUUCUCAUUAGGAAAAAGUCUUGUGUUUAUUGAUUCUAUACAGUUCAUGGCUUCUUCCUUGGAGGCGCUUGUGGAUAACCUUUCACCUGAAGACUUCAAGAUAGUCGGUCAGCGGUGGCAAGGUGAGGACUUCGAUCUUGUGAGACAGAAAAGUAUAUUUCCAUAUGAAUACUUAGAUGACAUUAGUAAACUAGACUCUGAGGGGCUUCCAAGUAAAGACAAGUUCUAUUCGUCUCUAUAUGAAUCUGAAGUGAAAGAUGAAGAUUACGAAAGAGCUCAAAAAGUUUGGGAUCACUUUGGAAUGAAAACGAUGAGGGACUACCACGAUCUUUAUCUAGAGACUGACGUUCUUCUACUAGCGGAUGUCUUUGAGAAUUUCAGGAAAACCUGCCUGGAGAAUUACAAGCUUGACCCUGCUCAUUACAUCUCAGCACCUAGUCUAAGUUGGGACGCGUUCCUAAAACAGUCAGGUGAGGAAAUAGAAUUGGUAAGUGAUAUGGACAUGUUCCAAUUCUUUGAGAAGGGAAUGAGAGGUGGGGUAAGUCAUAUUGCUCAUAGACACUCCACGGCGAAUAAUAAGUACAUGGAAACGUAUGACGAAGAGGCCGAAAACAAGUUCCUUAUGUACCUCGACGCGAACAAUUUAUAUGGCUGGGCGAUGUCUCAACCUCUUCCAAAUGGUGAGUUUGAGUGGAUUGAGGAAGUUGACAAAAUAAAUAUUGAUGACUACUUAGGGGGUAGUGGAAGGGGUAUGGUUCUUGAGGUUGACAUGGAAUAUCCAGCAGAACUUCAUGAUAUACAUAAUGGUUAUCCUCUAGCUCCAGAAAGUAAGGAGAUUGAUGUGUCAAUGUUAUCGGACUAUGCCAAGGAUAUUGCUGAUAAAUUCCAGCUGACAAUUGGAGGUGUGCGGAAACUGGUAAACUCCUUAGGUCCCAGGAAGAAUUACGUUCUACAUGUUAGGAAUCUGAAACUCUACAUGGAACUCGGAAUGAAACUUGUGAAGGUUCACAGAGCAGUCUCCUUCAAGCAGUCAACUUGGCUGAAAAAAUAUAUUGA